AAAGACGAACUCCUUUCUGUGAAUCGACAGUUUAAUCUGAAGCGUGCAAAACCAUCUCCAACGGUUUUGAUUCCUGUAGCGGCCGAUUCACCUAUACCAUCCAUACCACUGAUGUUAAACGGGAAUUACAUGUCGCCAGGACCCCUGAUGGUACCAUCGUUGGAGGGUUUGUCCCAUGUACAUUUUCCCAAAAUCUCUGAGUACAGAGACCUUGAUCCUCCUGUUCCUCAGGACCUAGAAACCGAGGAAGAUCACCCAAAACUUGCAAGAGAUGCCGAAUCUACCGACGAAAUAACUUCACUAUAUCUUCAUAAGCGGUUCGGAUUCAUUCUCUCUCUGGGUGAUGUCUUCAAGUCACUGUACGAAUUUUUGCUUGGACAGCAGAAGGAAAAUACAGUAAUAGAAGGUUCCCACUACGACCAAAACCUCAUCAGGUACUUGGAGGAUAUCAAUGCGUUCACCAUUGGAGACACCCAAAUGUCCACAUCAGACAUGCGAGAGUUGUUGUCGAUUUACUUUGCUAAAUUCAACAAAAUGCUUCCUAUAAUCUAUGAACCAAUCUUCUGGGAAGAUUUUGAUACUAGAACCUUACCCCAUCUUCUAUUAUACCCCAUAAUCCUAGUGGUGCUGACAGACAAACUAAGCGAGCCGAUCAUGAGGAGAUUUCUUGGUGACGUGGACUUCGAGACCAGAUUGCUGGAAUUCAAUGACCUGCUUGAGUUCAAGAUUCGCCAGUUUUUGUUGUUGUUAGGACGUUUGGAAAAAAACAAGUUCGUACGGAUGUUGGUUCAUAUGCUCUUGGCCAUGAGCUUCACAGUGUACCCCUCAGGUGCAGUAGGCUAUAUGAAUGACAUUUCUUCUGCCGUCAACCUUGCUGUUUCGUUGAAAUUAGAUGAGGAAGCAGAUCCUUCAACACUUCCAGAAAAGAUUAGAGAACACAGGAGGGGCCUUAUAUGCCUGUUUGGCAAACCUAAAUACUCAAACUUGACCUUCAGUUCUAUAUCAAGCAAACUCCCUACCAACGCAUACUUGCUCAAGUUUAUCAAUGCCCUUAAACCAAUUGAUAACGCUUCAGUAUUGUCUGGAGUGUACCACAAAUCUCCACUUUGAGCUCCAGUUUUUCCCGAUAUAAUGAUAAUAUGUUGGAGAUCAUACUGAGAGUCUCAAGAAACUCGAUUCUUAUUCUGUUACCGGUUCAAGGUCCGCAAAAUCGGAUGACCGGUGUAAAACUCACUGCUGCCAAGAACAUCAUUACAUAUCUCGUGCUUUUAAAUGAGGCCUGGCUGCUUCAUUUAUCUAUUCUUAUUUGGGGUUUGAAAAUCAGUGUAGAGGUGGUACUUGAAUAUCCUACCAAAUUCGAAAACCUCCCAGAAAUCCUGGAAUUAUUGAGAUUCUAUUCCAAAAAGUGGUCCCACUUAAAGAAACUACAGCAGAAGUUGGAUAAACUCAUUGAUCAACAGGUUUAAGGCAUUUAUUGGCAAUAUUUCAUGUAUAGUUCAAAACACACGGAUCUAAUUAUCAUCAAUCUCGUCUUCCCAGCCGUCGUCAUUAUCGUCACCUCUCUGAGGCAUCAACUCACUCAUUAUGGGCCCUCCAAAUUCAGCUAAAAGACUGUUUAUGGACUCUGUUAACUCCGGAUCCAAGUCGUCACUGGUUUGGAGAAUUUUGAAUGCACUUGUCAAUAUGAGCUUGACAUCGCUUUUAGUAUCUUCAUCUACUACACUGUUUGGUAGGUCUCUAUAGUCGGUUUGUUUGUCUCUUUGUGGAUACUGCUGCUUGGACUUGAACAAAUUGGCCAACACUUCGUAGUAGUAAAUGUCUAAGAUCUGGUCGUUGAUGUCUUGAGUGGCCUGACACACUUCUAUAGCCAAGUCAUAAAGUUCCAAUUCGAUUGCAAAUUUAAUAAUGGUAAUGAACGGCUGGAUCAACUCGAUCACUUCAAAAUUCAUUUCGUCAUUGAUUGACUCAAGCUGGAUCUUUUGCUUUCUUUGUUGGAACAAUUCCCACGAUCUAGCAAGAGCUUCUUCAGCAUCUUCAUUUCUUUGUUGACUGAUUCUGAUGGAAGCUAGCAAAGAAUACGUUUCCGGGUAAGAAUCGUCGACCUUCAACGCAUAGUCGAUAAGUUCAUCACAUUUGGAUUCGGCUUCAGGCUCCAUACACAAGUCUGUCAUCCAGAUUUCGAUUUUAGCGAAUAUACCUUCGUUGAGUUUCUUGAUAGUCUUUAUAUCUUUAUUUCCAUUUUCAAACUGUUCGUUCAACUUGUUUAAUCCCACAUCCAAAUAAGCUAUACCAUCUUCUCCCCCAAUGAUUUGUCCUAGGUAGAGGAAUUUUUCCACUCCUUUGUCAGCUAUUGGAUCCAUUUCACAUGUUUUGAUGAAAAGAUUAUAAGCAUCUUCAACCUGGUUAUUCUCCAAUAAAACUUCCCCAUAUAGUUGUAAAUACUCUAUAUCGGCUUGGUUUUCUACAAGCUUGGAUGUGAGAAGCUCCAAUGCCUCCUCUGGCAAUGAGUUAUCAAGAAAGUGUCUUGCUUCUUCAAUAAUACCCAUGACAAGAACAGUAUGGCCUAAUUA
This is a messenger RNA of Yamadazyma tenuis ATCC 10573, 2570 nucleotides long. The record is from RefSeq and is a predicted model, not a curated record. NCBI's taxonomy places the organism in Eukaryota, Fungi, Ascomycota, Pichiomycetes, Serinales, Debaryomycetaceae.